Messenger RNA from Morus notabilis, 1741 nucleotides. Its product is annotated as probable voltage-gated potassium channel subunit beta. Lineage: Eukaryota; Viridiplantae; Streptophyta; Magnoliopsida; Rosales; Moraceae. The record is from RefSeq and is a predicted model, not a curated record. The transcript has 5 exons. The coding region runs from base 452 to 1438 and encodes 328 amino acids.
GCUCUCUCUGUCGUCAGCCUCCCGAGUACGCUUUUUCUCUCUAAAAAAUUUCUCUCCGUCGAUUUUCUUUCGCCACCGAAGACCGAUUUCUGUCUCUCCGAUCGUUCCGCCUGCGAUUCCCUUUCGCCGCGAUCACCGUGCAGCUGUUAUUCACUGAUGUUCUACUCGUUUUCGUCUGACGCGAAGCCACCCCGAGCCCUCUCAAGUUCACCGUCAUUGCCAUUGCGUUUUCCGGCCAAGUUUAGAUCCUACCUACGGUGUAGAAUCCAGGAUUUAUGGCUUCCCAUGUGGUCCCACCCGGACAUCUACGGUGUAGAAUCCAUCUCAUUCCUUUAUAAACUUCGUCAAACAAUCUUGAAUCUACCCACUGAUCAAAACGCACACCAACAGUCCAACUCCCCUUCUUCCUCAUUUCUCUCUCUCUCUAAAAACCCAGAAAAAAAUAGCAACGAUGCAGUACAAUAACCUGGGAAAAUCCGGUCUGAAAGUGAGCCAGCUCUCGUACGGAGCAUGGGUGAGCUUCGGCAACCAGCUGGACGUGAAGGAGGCGAAAUCCCUCCUCCAGUGCUGCCGCGACCACGGCGUGAACUUCUUCGACAACGCCGAGGUCUAUGCCAACGGCCGGGCCGAGGAGAUCAUGGGCCAGGCCAUCCGGGAGCUGGGCUGGCGCCGCUCCGACAUCGUCGUCUCCACCAAGAUCUUCUGGGGCGGCCCAGGCCCAAACGACAAGGGCCUCUCCAGGAAGCACAUCAUCGAGGGGACCAAGGCCUCGCUCAAGAGGCUCGACAUGGAGUAUGUCGAUGUCGUUUACUGCCACCGCCCCGACUCGUCGACGCCGAUCGAGGAGACGGUGAGGGCGAUGAACCAUGUGAUUGACAAGGGAUGGGCUUUCUAUUGGGGGACCAGUGAGUGGUCGGCCCAGCAGAUCACUGAGGCUUGGGGGAUCGCCGAGAGGCUCGAUCUUCUUGGGCCUAUUGUGGAGCAGCCUGAGUAUAAUCUCCUCUCCAGGCACAAGGUUGAAUCGGAGUACCUCCCACUCUACAGCAACUAUGGUGUUGGUCUGACCACUUGGAGUCCACUUGCUUCUGGAGUGCUCACCGGAAAAUACAACAAGGGAGUUAUACCACCUGACAGUCGAUUUGCAUUGGAAAAUUACAAGAAUCUUGCUAACAGGUCACUGGUUGAGGAUGUGUUGAAAAAGGUAAAUGGCCUGAAGCCAAUUGCAGAUGAACUAGGUGUCCCAUUAUCUCAACUUGCAGUUGCAUGGUGUGCUGCAAACCCUAAUGUCUCAUCAGUUAUUACUGGUGCUACCAAGGAGUCUCAGAUUCAAGAGAACAUGAAAGCCAUCGAUGUUAUCCCCUUGCUGACGCCUGCGGUGUUGGAGAAGAUCGAAGCUGUCGUGCAAACUAAGCCAAAGCGUCCGGAUUCGUAUAGGUAGACGUGGGAUAUUCAUUCAAAGUCCUUCACACUUCUGCACAUUGCAGGUCCAUUCUUCCAACAUUUAGGGAUAGAGAGUUCAUGCCUUCAUCAGUAAAUUGCACCUGGUUUUUCUUAUUUCGUGUUGUUUUGCCCUUGGACUAACAUAUGCAUCUCUUAAAUUUAUGGCGUUUUUCUUCCCCCUCAGGUAUUAUGAUGUUGGGGAAUAUGAGUCUCUCUAUAGUUGAGCAAUACUCUGCAUUGUAAUCAAUCCCUGUUUGUUUUUGUUUUUCCAUUUGCUGUUUGUUUUCCUUUUGCAGUAAAA